AAUUCUAUACGCAAUCUUAUCCUAGUUACAGUAACAGUAAUAAAAGUUGUCUGGGAAAAAUGGAGGCCGCAGCGGCCACGGGGACAAUGACAAUGGAGUUGGUGUUCAUCGCUAACCUGUUAAUGGGACACCAAGUGUCAACGGUUGAAAGGGGCGGACAACUCGUCGGCCGAGACCGUCGGCUUUCCAUCACGGUCCUCCUAAUGAAAAAAUCAUUCGAUAAAUCCAAGGUUAGCUCAUCCACACAAUCGGUACUACUCGCCGCAGAGCAGGAUCGGUUAAAGUUCGUACACCUCCCUCACGACGAGACGGCGGUGGCGGAGCUCCAAGCCAAGUCCCGCGGCAACUUCUUGUUAGAGUACAUCAAAAUGAACAAGCAGCACGUGAGGGAUCACGUGGCGAAGAUGGUGUCCGCCGAGUCGACGCGGAUCGCAGGGUUGGUCGUGGACCUGUUUUGCACCCCGAUGAUGGACGUGGCGGCCGAGUUCGGACUCCCGUCUUACGUUUUCUUCACCUCCAACGCCGCGGUCCUUGGCCUCAUGUUCCAUUUGGAGGCCCUCAGCCGGGACAUUACUGAGUUCAAGGACUCGGAUACUGAGUUGGAAAUCCAAGGUUUCGUGAACCCGGUCCCAGCUAAGGUGUUGCCUUCUAUGUUAGUGGACAAGCAAAGUGGGUCCGCCAUCUUCAUUAAUAUUGCCAAGAGACUGAGAGAAAGCAAUGGCAUUAUCGUGAACACGUUUGCGAAGAUGGAAUCCAAUGCGGUCAGGUCACUUGCGGAGGACAGUGACGUCCCACCAGUGUACCCUGUGGGACCCGUGAUCCACCUCGUUAAAAACGAAAACGAGGAGGAAGCGAUGAAGAUCAUGAGGUGGUUGGAUGAUCAGCCACCGUCGUCAGUGGUUUUCUUGUGCUUCGGGAGCAUGGGUAGUUUCGAAGAGGAUCAGUUGAAGGAGAUAGCACAAGCCCUAGAGCGAAGUGGCCACCGGUUCUUGUGGUCAGUGCGGAAGACUCCACAAAAGGGAAAAACCGAGCUUCCAGGCAAGUACCAAGACCUCAAUCAAGUGCUACCGGAAGGGUUCAUGGAACGUACGAUGAAAAUUGGGAAAGUGAUUGGGUGGGCUCCACAGGUGGCGAUACUCUUUCACAAGGCGGUGGGAGGGUUUGUGUCGCACUGUGGGUGGAACUCGACAUUAGAGAGCUUGUGGUGCAGAGUGCCAAUGGCUACGUGGCCGAUGUAUGCUGAACAACAAGUGAACGCAUUCGAGUUGGUGAGGGAAUUAGGGCUGGCCGUCGAGAUAAAGUUGGACUACAAGAAGGAUUUUGGGUCAGACAAUACCAAGGUUAUGUUAGUGACAGCGGAGGAGAUAGAGAAUGGGAUAAGGAAAUUGAUGGAGGGCAGGAAUGAAUGUGGGGAAGUUAUAAAGCAGAGGGUGAAGAAGAUGAGCGAGAAGAGCAAGAUUGCUGUGGUUGAAGGAGGGUCGUCCUAUAAUUCUAUAGGACUAUUGAUCGAGGAUGUCAUGAACAACAUGCAUAUGUACACAUUCUGUGAGUGACUAACUAUUUCGAGGACAUACCUCAACAUCUUUCACAAUCAUACAUUCAUAUGGGGCUAACAAACUAGUUAUAUAUGAAUCUCAUAUGAAUGUAUACUCGUGGAGUAGAUUGAGACAAUAGUACUUGGCGGUGCUCGAGGAGCACCCAAUAAGUUUUAACUAACUGGUGACGGGUUUAAUUAGUACUCGAAUAGUCGAAUAUUUGUACCAUAUCAUGUUCUGC
Messenger RNA from Rhododendron vialii, 1776 nucleotides. RefSeq names its product anthocyanidin 3-O-glucosyltransferase 2-like. The record is from RefSeq and is a predicted model, not a curated record. Lineage: Eukaryota; Viridiplantae; Streptophyta; Magnoliopsida; Ericales; Ericaceae. The transcript has 3 exons. Bases 60 to 1553 code for a protein of 497 amino acids. Gene Ontology annotation, molecular function: UDP-glycosyltransferase activity.